Molecule: messenger RNA, 804 nt
Organism: Danio rerio (zebrafish)
Lineage: Eukaryota; Metazoa; Chordata; Actinopteri; Cypriniformes; Danionidae
Gene: malsu1
Product: mitochondrial assembly of ribosomal large subunit 1
Cellular component (GO): mitochondrion
Source: RefSeq, marked validated
GGCGCAGUUACACACGCGCUGCUCCAAUACAGCGACACCGAGAGACGGAUAGACGUCAUGUGGAGUUUGAGCUCAAAACAAUGAUGUUUCUGACAGAUAGAGCACAGACUCUGGGUUUGUAAAGCAGAGAGAAUGAUCGCAGCGCGCUGUCUGGCGUCUAACGCGCCGCUCAGGGUGAUGUUCAGGGCGGGAGGAUCGAGCUGUGUCCAGCGGAAGGUCACAACUGUGCUGAGCGGUGAAACAACCGAGAGACACACACGGAGGAGAGCAGGAGCUGCUGAGAACUACACACACACAAGAGAACACAACUACAGCAACACGCCAGCUGAACACCUGCACAACUACACAACAGAGUGUGCGCAGGUGCUGGAUAUGCCUCUGCUGGUGUCUGCGCUGCGGCAGGAGAACGCAACCGAUAUCUGCGUCAUCAGAGUCGCGCCGGAGCUCAAAUACACCGAUUACAUGAUCAUCGUGAGCGGAGCGUCGCCUCGACACCUCAGCGCAAUGGCAGCGUUUCUGAUCAAAGUGUUCAAGACUCUGCGUAAGGAUGAGGAGCGACAUGUUCGUCUGGAGGGAAGCGACUGUGAUGACUGGAAGUGCAUCGACUUCGGCUCAGUGGUGGUUCACCUGAUGCUGCGGGACUGCAGAGAUCAGUUUGAGCUGGAGAAGCUGUGGACGCUGCGCUCCUGUGAUGAACAGCUGAGCCGCAUCCCUGCUGAAACCCUGCCUGAAGACUUCAUCUACCACAACACACAACACACACCAUCAGCCAGCUCAAAUAAACACACUGACUGACUUCACAAA